AUGCUCUACCUGGUUGCUCUCCUCUUGCACUGUCUCCCCUUGGCCAUGGGACAGUAUGACAUUUGCAAGUCCUGGGUGACCACGGACGAUGGCCCGUCAUGGGAGUUUUACGCUUGUCAACCCAAGGCCAUGCGGAUGAAGGAUUACGUGACAGUACGGGUGGAUCCGGCAGGAAUCACUUGUGGGGACCCGCCGGAGAGAUUCUGCACCCAUGAGAACCCGUACCUGUGCAGCGACGAGUGCGAUGCCUCCAACCCGGACCUGGCCCACCCACCGAAACUCAUGUUCGACAGCGAGGACGAAGGGCUGGCCACGUACUGGCAGAGCGUGACGUGGCGCCGGUACCCGGAGCCGCUGCUAGCCAACAUCACGCUGUCCUGGAACAAGAGCAUCGAGCUGACGGAUGACAUUGUGAUAACCUUCGAGUACGGCCGACCCACCAUCAUGCUGCUGGAGAAGUCGCUGGACAACGGGAGGACUUGGCACCCGUACCAAUAUUACGCAGAUGACUGCAUGGAGGCCUUUAGCAUGCCAGCACGGAGGGUCCGGGACCUCUCCACCACCAGUGCCAACAGGGUCCUCUGCACGGAGGAGUAUUCCCGCUGGGCGGGCUCCAAAAAAGAGAAGACCGUCCGGUUCGAGGUGAGGGACCGCUUUGCCAUCUUUGCUGGCCCCGACCUCAAGAACAUGGACAACUUGUACACCCGGCUGGAGAGCGCCAAAGGGCUCAAGGACUUCUUCACCGUGACCGACCUGCGGAUGAGAUUGCUGAGACCGGCCCUGGGGGGCACCUACGUGCAGAGGGAGAACUUGUACAAGUACUUCUAUGCCGUCUCCAACAUUGAAGUCACCGGCAGGUGUAAAUGCAACCUCCACGCUAACCUGUGCACCUUCAAAGAGGGCAGCCUUCAGUGCGAGUGCGAGCACAACACCACAGGGCAGGACUGCGGCAAGUGCAAGAAGAAUUUCCGCUCCAGGUCCUGGCGAGCAGGAUCCUACCUGCCUCUCCCCAACGGGUCCCCCAAUGCAUGUGCAGCUGCAGGCUCAGCCUUUGGCACGUAUGAGCGACCGCAGCAGGUUACCACCGCAAAAACGUCCACCACAACAACGCCCACCACCACCACAACCACCACCACCAGCAUCCCCCUACCUGCCACCACCACCCAGCCAGCAAGCAUCAUCAGACUAGCCUCUGAGUUCGCUGCCUCUGUGCCCGUGAGAGAAACACAGAAAAAACCAGCUGUUCAGCGCCCACCAAACACAGCAGCACUUGGACCCAAGCCGAAGCCACCAGACCCUCCCAAGAACAUUCGAGCAGCUCCAAAGAGCAAAGCAGGGCGCACAGCACACUCUGCAGGCAAGAGGCACGGGAAGAAGCCAGCAUCCUCAAAGAGCUCAAAACUCAUCCGGCUCAAACCAGACUCUGUCCCAGUGGCUCCUAUUGAAACAUAUAAAGACUGCGAGUGCUACGGCCACUCCAACCGCUGCAGCUACAUCGACUUCCUGAACGUGGUGACCUGCGUGAGCUGCAAGCACAACACGAGGGGCCAGCACUGCCAGCACUGCCGCCUGGGCUUCUACCGCAACAGCUCGGUGGAGCUGGAUGACGAGAAUGUAUGCAUAGAAUGUAACUGCAACCAGAUCAGCUCCGUGCACGACCGCUGCAACGAGACCGGCUACUGUGAAUGCAAAGAAGGCGCCACGGGGCCCAAGUGUGACGACUGCCUGCCCAACUACUACUGGAGACAGGGCUGCUUCCCCAACGUCUGCGACGAUGAGCUCCUGCUCUGCCAGAACGGCGGCACCUGCUACCAGAACCAGCGCUGCGUCUGCCCCGUGGGCUUCAAGGGGGUCCUGUGUCAGCAAUCCAGGUGCGAAGCUGACAAAAAGGACUGCGACGGUGCCCCCAGCGCACGCGGCAGCCCCGGCACCAUCCUCCUCGGGGUGCUCGCCCUCCAGCUGCGCGGCUGGGUGGACCUCUGA
Aptenodytes forsteri (emperor penguin) is the source of this 1983-nucleotide messenger RNA. It is a transcript of the gene NTNG2, whose product is annotated as netrin G2. The record is from RefSeq and is a predicted model, not a curated record. Bases 1 to 1983 code for a protein of 660 amino acids. Lineage: Eukaryota; Metazoa; Chordata; Aves; Sphenisciformes; Spheniscidae. The transcript is spliced from 12 exons.